Staurois parvus is the source of this 950-nucleotide messenger RNA. The record is from the annotation of a GenBank genome assembly. NCBI's taxonomy places the organism in Eukaryota, Metazoa, Chordata, Amphibia, Anura, Ranidae.
UGAACCCGGAAGAGGAAGCACUUGAGUUUUGUUGUUGUCAGAGAGUGCUGAUAGACAUGGGCUGCGACGGGGGAACCAUUCCUAAGAGACAUGAGCUGGUGAAGGGGCCCAAGAAGGUGGAGAAGAUUGAUAGGAACGCUGAGCUGGUCGCCCCGCUGGUAUUACUGCACCCUGAGCCAGGAGAAGCUGAAGAAGCCCAUUGUGUCCUGUGAGCUGGGCAGGCUGUACAAUAAAGAUGCGGUCAUUGAAUUCCUGCUGGACAAAUCUCCAGACAAGCCUCAUGCCGAUUCUGCGGGUCACAUCAAGAGCAUCAAGAACGUCAUCGAAUUGAAUCUGAGUGACAAUCCAGCAUGGACCGGGGACAAAGGCAACACCAAAGGGGACAAAUACGACGAGCAGCGCACACGCAGUUCAUCUGCCCAAUCGUCGGACUGGAAAUGAACGGCAAACACAGAUUUUGUGUGCUCAGACAAUGCGGCUGUGUGUUCUCUGAACGGGCCCUGAAGGAGAUCAAGACAGACGUCUGUCACAAGUGUGGUGCCGGAUUUCAGGCAGAGGAUAUCAUCCCGCUGAACGGUGAGAAGGAUGAGGUGGAGGAGCUCCGGAAGAAGAUGGAAGACAGGAGGUUGAAGGCCAAGAUGGAGAAGAAAUCCAAGAAGUCCAAGGCGGCAGAGAGCGCGGUUUCCAAUGGAGAGACGACUGAAGGAGCUCCGGGACCCUCAAAGACUAUAGAUGGAAACAAAACCAUCCCCAAAGAUCAAGCCAGUUCUGUUUCUACAGCGGAGUCCAGGACAACCGGAACAGGCGCCACAUCCUCCGGCACCGCUACCAAGAGGCCAAACCAUGACAAGUCGGAGGCCUACAAAUCCAUCUUCACGUCACACAGCUCGGCUAAACGCACCAAGGAACAGUCCUCCAAUUGGAUCACCCACACCGCGUAUUACUUCUGA